AUGGAAAGCAAACUCAAAUACUCAUCAAAUGCUAGCAUUCAAACCGUGCUGCUCCAAAUCAGCACAUCCCCUUUCACAAAAUCACAGAAAAAAUGGCGAGUCGCUUGCCUCGUCAUACACGUCUCGCUAUCUCUCGCGAAAUGCAUUCUUCCCUCCAAAAAUCAUUCAAACACUCUUAUUCUCCCCCACACAGUUCUCGAAAUCAGCGAAUCCGAAGACACCAAAAAAACCGAGCUUAAUCCUUCAAAGCUCGCGCAAAUGGUGAAAAACAAGAACCUCUCGGAACUCAAGGCCCUCGGAGGUGCCCGUGCCGUGGUUGACCUCUUGUUGACCGACACGGAAAACGGAGUCAGCUCAGACGAGCCCAACCUAACCAACCGCCGGUUAAAAUUCGGUUCAAACACGUACAAGAAGCCCGCCCCUAAAGGCCUAUUCUAUUUCAUAAUCGAGGCAUUCAAAGACACGACCAUACUUAUUCUCCUCGUAUGCGCGGCACUCUCUUUAACCUUUGGAAUAAGAGAGCACGGCAUAAGAGACGGGUGGUACGAAGGCGGGAGCAUAUUCGUGGCGGUUUUCUUAGUGGUUGCUGUGUCUGCCGCCAGCAACAUCCGGCAAGAGAGACAGUUCGACAGGCUGUCGAGAAUCAGCAACGAUAUUAAAGUCGACGUGAUGAGAGACGGACGGAGGCAGACCAUCUCGAUUUUCGAAGUGGUGGUUGGAGAAGUCGUGUUUUUGAAAAUCGGAGAUCAAAUUCCGGCGGACGGGUUGUUUGUAGACGGGCACUCGUUUCGAGUGGACGAGUCGAGCAUGACGGGCGAAAGCGACCACGUUGAGGUAAAUUCGUCUCGAAACCCGUUUUUGCUGUCGGGUUCGAAAGUGGCGGACGGGUAUUCGAGGAUGGUGGUGGUCUCGGUUGGGAUGAACACAGCAUGGGGAGAGAUGAUGAGCUCGAUUACGAGGGAUGUGAACGAGCAGACGCCACUUCAGGAGAGGCUCGACAGGCUGACAUCAUCGAUCGGGAAAGUGGGCUUAGCCGUGGCCUUUUUCGUUUUGUUGGUGAUGCUCGUAAGGUAUUUCACUGGGAAUACGGAGGAUGAGAGAGGGUUUCGGGAGUUUAACGGGGUCGACCGCGAUUUGAACGAUGUGUUCAACUCGGUUUUAAGGAUAGUUUCAACUGCAGUAACUAUUGUGGUUGUGGCUAUACCUGAAGGGCUGCCGUUGGCCGUGACACUCACGCUUGCGUACUCGAUGAAACGUAUGAUGGCUGAUCAGGCCAUGGUGAGAAAGCUCUCGGCUUGCGAAACUAUGGGGUCUGCCACGAUAAUAUGCACAGACAAGACGGGCACUCUGACUCUAAACCAGAUGACGGUAACCAAGUUCUUUGUUGGGCAGCAAGAAGUUCGGCAGGAGAAAUCCCGAUUCAUUAAUUGGGAACUGCUCGAGCUUUUUUGUCAAGGAAUUGGGUUUAACACGACGGGCAGUGUUUACAAGCCGAAAACGGGCUCUGUGGUUGAGUACUCAGGCAGCCCGACUGAGAAAGCGAUUCUCAGAUGGGCUGUCCAGGAUUUGUUCAUGGAUAUUGAGAAAAUGAAGCGUGAUUACGCCAUUGUGCACGUCGAGACGUUUAAUUCAGAUAAAAAACGAAGUGGGGUCCUGAUCAGGAACAAUGCCGACGAUUCUCAUCACCUGCACUGGAAAGGAGCGGCCGAGAUGUUACUAAAAAAUUGUUCGAAUUAUCUCGAGCUCGACAGCCAAAAGCCGAAGCCUAUUACUGAAGAAAAACGUGCUCAGAUCGAAAGGAUUAUUCAGGGCAUGGCGGCUAGUAGUUUACGCUGCAUAGCGUUCGCUCACCUACAAGUGGCACCCAAAAAACACGAACCGGACAAAAACGAGCGUCUAGAAGAUAAGGACCUGACCUUGCUCGGGAUAGUCGGGUUGAAGGAUCCGUGCAGGCCUGGGGCCCGAAAGGCGAUUCAGUCCUGCAGAGCUGCCGGAGUUCACGUGAAGAUGAUCACUGGCGACAAUGUGUUCACCGCUAAGGCAAUCGCAGCCGAGUGUGGCAUACUCGACCCCGACGAACGAGUUUCAAACGAUGAAGUAGUUGAAGGAGCCGAGUUCAGAAACUACUCACCUGAGGAACGGGCCAUUCGGGUCGAGCGUAUCCGAGUCAUGGCCCGAUCUUCCCCGCUCGACAAGCUCCUAAUGGUACAAUGCUUGAAGCAGAAGGGACACGUGGUGGCUGUCACAGGGGAUGGCACGAACGACGCCCCUGCACUCAAGGAAGCUGACAUCGGCCUAUCAAUGGGGAUACAGGGCACUGAGGUCGCAAAGGAGAGCUCCGACAUCGUAAUUCUGGAUGACGAUUUCUCGUCGGUGGCGACUGUUCUACGGUGGGGCCGGUGCGUGUACAACAACAUCCAGAAGUUUAUCCAGUUCCAGCUGACGGUGAACGUGGCGGCCCUGGUCGUCAAUUUCGUGGCGGCUGUUUCGGCCGGAGACGUGCCCCUGACGGCGGUUCAGCUCCUGUGGGUUAAUCUCAUCAUGGAUACGCUCGGGGCACUGGCGCUGGCCACCGAGAAGCCGACCGACGGGCUCAUGCGGAGCCCGCCCGUCGGCCGGUCUGAACCGCUCAUCACGAACGUCAUGUGGAGGAACCUCCUGGCGCAGGCGGCGUACCAGAUCGCGGUGCUGCUGGUCCUGCAGUUUGGGGGCCGAUCGAUUUUGGGCGUGGGUGAGGAGGUGAAUCGGACGAUCGUGUUUAAUACGUUCGUGCUGUGUCAGGUUUUCAACGAAUUCAACGCGAGGGAUUUGGAGAGGAAGAAUGUGUUCAGAGGGGUUUGGGGAAAUCGGCUGUUUUUGGGGAUUAUUGGGGUGACGGUGGUGCUGCAGGCAGUGAUGGUGGAAUUUCUGAGGGAUUUCGCCGGCACGGUGAGGCUGAGCUGGGCGGAGUGGGGCGCGUGCGUGGCAAUCGCGGCCGUGUCGUGGCCGAUUGGGUGGGCGAUGAAGUUCAUGCCGGUGGGGAGGAGGCCGUUUUUGAGUUAUUUUAGGUUUCCGGCUUUCAAGCUGUGGUAG
Messenger RNA from Striga asiatica, 3072 nucleotides. The record is from the annotation of a GenBank genome assembly. NCBI's taxonomy places the organism in Eukaryota, Viridiplantae, Streptophyta, Magnoliopsida, Lamiales, Orobanchaceae.